Messenger RNA from Penicillium waksmanii, 894 nucleotides. Its product is annotated as formate/nitrite transporter family protein. The record is from RefSeq and is a predicted model, not a curated record. Gene Ontology annotation, cellular component: membrane. Gene Ontology annotation, molecular function: high-affinity secondary active nitrite transmembrane transporter activity. Bases 1 to 894 code for a protein of 297 amino acids. Gene Ontology annotation, biological process: transmembrane transport; nitrite transport. The transcript has 4 exons. Lineage: Eukaryota; Fungi; Ascomycota; Eurotiomycetes; Eurotiales; Aspergillaceae.
AUGACAUUCGGGGCCCUUUCUCCGUUUGAGGUCAUAGAGGCCGUUGCAAAAUCGGGAGUACAGAAAGGAAACAUGCGACUGGACAAGGUUUUCCUCAGCUCCGUCUCUGCUGGAUGUCUGCUUGCCUUUGCCUGUGGAACAGUCCUCAGUACAAAUGCCACCCCUUGGUUCCAGGAAAAUGCCCCGGGACUGAUGCGCACCAUCAGUGCCUUGGUCUUCCCAUAUGGAUUAUGUAUGAUUAUCCUGACAGGUGCCGACUUGUGCACAGGAUCAUUUAUGUUCACUACCGUUGCAGCACUACAGCAACGUUUGCCAUGGUGGAAAAUGCUCGUGCAUUGGACAGUGACCUUCCUUGGCAAUCUAGCAGGUUCUCUUUUUAUUGUGACUAUUAUCUUCGGUUAUGGUGAGGUGUUCUCUGCGGAGCCGUUCAAAUCAGCUGUAAUUACCUUUGCGACCAAAAAGCAACUCACCCCAGACUUUCGCGUCAUAUUUCUACGUGGUAUUGGCUGCAACUGGCUGGUUUGUUUGGGCUGCUUCUUCGGCAUCCAAGGACGCGAUUUGGCAUCCAAGAUUAUUGGGAUCUGGUUUCCUAUCUUCGCGUUCGUUUCGUUGGGAUUUGACCACGUUGUCGCAAAUAUGACAUUUAUCCCUCUUGGGAUCUGGGAAGGGACUCCUGACCUCAGCGUUGGCCUCUAUAUCUGGAAGGGAAUCAUUCCGACCGUUAUUGGAAACAUUCUCGGCGGGGGCCUCUUUUGCGGGACGUACUACUGGUAUAUUUAUCUACUGGAUCUCGAAAACAGUGUUCUAUUCGGGUCACGGGUCUCCGCAACUCCCCAGAGUGGCCUUUCGGCAAAAGAAGGCGAUGUGGAAGCCUCUGCGGCCGGGAGUGAUUGA